UUUCUUGACACAAAAAAUAGAUUCUUCGAUGAAUCGACAUCAGAUUGACAAUCGACAUGACAUAGUGAUAUGUGCAUAUCCUGUAUGUUAUUGCUCUGUGGCUGGUAACUGGUUCUAACACUUUGUUUGUUUUUUGUUUACUUUUCAAAUCAAUUAUUGGCCGUUAUAUGGUCGUUAUUGGUUGUUAAUUCUUUGUGAUUACUUAAUUAUCAUUAAGUAAAAUCCAAAGUAAUUGUAAGAUAGAGACUUCAUUAGUUAUUGUAUAAUUCAAUUUCCAGACUCCUAGUGAGUGCCAGUUCCAGUUAAUUAUGGAAAAUGCAUUACGUCGAUGUAUUAAUUGCUCCAUUCGUUUACGAUUUUUGCCCUGGCAGUGUUUGAGUGGGGUUGAAGUGAAAACCUUUAACACUUUAGCAUCUUGGAUUUCACCUACGCCAAUUUCGCGGGAAGAUGUCAUUUGUAUGGAGUGUUUGACUUCGUUACAAAAUGCUCUCCAAGCUGGGCCCACGCCUGCAGCUGUAUUUGGGCACAGAAGUGUGUGUUUAGCGUGCGGCGUAUCUACGCUACGAGCACUCACUGCACCCGUGCAUGCACAUUCCGAGGAGAGAAAUGUUAUUCUGCGUUGGGUGUCUCCACACUUGGUCCCACACCUAGAAAGAGUGUGCCGAGCAUGUCGUAUGGCAGCUAGGAGAAUUGUUCAACGACAUUCGCAACAGGAUGCAAAUCGAGCUGUUGCUAUACAAGCUGUACAUGCUCCUGAACCAGAAGCUAUACAGGCUCCUGAACCAGAAGCUAUACUGGCUCCUGAACCAGAAGCUAUACUGGCUCCUGAACCAGAAGCUGUACAAGCUUCUGAACCAGAAGCUGUACAUGCUCCUGAACCAGAAGCUAUACAGGCUGCUGAACCAGAAGCUGCACAAGCUCCUGAACCAGAAGCUGCACAAGCUUCUGAACCAGAAGUUGAACAGCCUCGAGAACCAGAAGCUGUAAGGGCUCCUGAACCACCACCACUUCCACAGCAUGACCUAUUUCAGCCGCAAAGGAGGCAAGAACCAACCUACACCUCAGGAAAAUAUAAACGUGUUGCUUCAACCACAAGGCACUGUUUAUUUCCUGAUUGUAGAAAUGUCGAACGUUAUUUAGUGCCAAGAAUUAUGAAGGAAAAUAUUCUAAGCCGCCAUAGAAUUUAUAUACCACCUUGUGCGCGUGUGUGCAGCCUUCAUUUGAACUGCGAGCAUUGGGACCAACUACAUGCCGGCCGUACAGACUUUACCAAUUCCCAAAUGGAUGACAUGCUUGAUAUGUUAGAGAAGAUUUCCUUGAAUAAAAUUGACUUUAGUAACAUUCACUCCAUCCCACCCAACCUAUGCCACUACUGGCUAGGUUUGAACGCUACCCAGUUCUACAAAUUGUUGAACAGUAUAUCGCGAUUGUAUGAACAAGUACCGGACGCGAGUGUUGCGUUAAGCAUUUACUUAAUCAAAUUAAGGACGGGAGACAGCAACGAAAGAUUGGCUGGACUUUUUGACAUGCCGAGAAGCACUUUAGAACGGAACAUGAACAAAGCAAGGGAUGUUGUGACUGAAGCUGAGGUGGACGUAACGACAUUCAUGCAGCUUGAUACGUUUGAAGAACACUGUCAUGAGAAUGAGUAAAUAAUGUAUUCAACAUUAUUUGAGUACUCGUUUACUCUCGACGAUCUCGUUAGAUGGCAUCACAGGUCUUGGAGUUAUACGGCCUGAGCCUAGCACAAAGUCUUUGAACGAGGGAAAAGGUAGUUUGGUGUUCGUGUUCGACACUACGGGGUCUAUGUUCAAUGACUUGAGGCAGCUGCGGGAGGGGGCCGAGAUGAUC
This is a messenger RNA of Maniola jurtina (meadow brown), 1851 nucleotides long. RefSeq lists its product as uncharacterized. The record is from RefSeq and is a predicted model, not a curated record. The transcript has 4 exons. The coding region runs from base 309 to 1652 and encodes 447 amino acids. NCBI's taxonomy places the organism in Eukaryota, Metazoa, Arthropoda, Insecta, Lepidoptera, Nymphalidae.